Molecule: messenger RNA, 1679 nt
Organism: Anthonomus grandis grandis
Lineage: Eukaryota; Metazoa; Arthropoda; Insecta; Coleoptera; Curculionidae
Gene: Vps24
Product: charged multivesicular body protein 3
Exons: 4
Coding region: 281-937 (218 amino acids)
Biological process (GO): late endosome to vacuole transport; protein transport; endosome transport via multivesicular body sorting pathway
Cellular component (GO): ESCRT III complex; multivesicular body
Source: RefSeq, a predicted model, not a curated record
AGGUCAACCAAGGGCUUAACUGCGGUUAAAACCGAUAGAUCGCUUGGAAUCGGUUAUAGUAGCUUAGACCCUAACGUAAAGAAAUUUGGGGCUUCAAGAAGCAAGAGAGAGUACUGACAUUUUUUGACAAAUGACAACCAAAUCAUAACAAAAAUAAAAAUAGACCAAAAAGGCAUAAAAACAACUCGGAAAACCUCAAAAAAUUACUGGAACCGUAAUAACUUCAAUAAAUCAAUAGACAUUUAUCCACGAAACCCAUCACUUUAAUAGAGCAACUACAAUGGGUUUAUUUGGGAAAUCAGAACGGAAUCCAAAAGACAUGGUAAACGAAUGGAAUCACAAGCUUAGAAAAGAGGGUUAUCAGUUAGACAGACAGAUAACUUCCAUCAAACGAGAAGAGGAAAAAGUUAAGAGGUCACUAAAAGAAGCAGCAAAGAAAGGUGAUAAGGACACCUGUACAAUACUUGCAAAAGAAAUAAUCAGAGCAAGAAAAGCCAUAAAUAAAAUCUAUACAUCAAAGGCUCACUUGAACUCAGUUAUGUUGCAAAUGAAAAACCAGUUGGCCACUCUGAGAGUGGCUGGUUCCCUUCAGAAGUCAACUGAAGUUAUGCAGGCAAUGCAAACACUCAUAAGGGUACCUGAAGUUGCGAGGACCAUGCAGGAUAUGUCCAAAGAAAUGAUGAAAGCAGGAAUAAUAGAAGAAAUGUUGGAUGAAACCUUUGAAGAUAUUGAAGAUUCAGAAGAAAUGGAGGAAGCAGCACAAAGUGAAGUAGAUAAAGUUCUAUUUGAGAUUACAGAGGGCAAAAUUGGUGAAGCUCCUUUACCACCAUCAGAACCAGCAGAAAAAGUCAAGCAGGCAGAAGGAAAUGCUGGAGAAGAAGAAGAUGAGGGUGAGCUGGAAGAGAUGCAGAGUAGGUUAGCUGCAUUAAAAUCUUAGGCUUGGGUGAGAGGCUUGCAAUAACAGGAUGCCGGCAUAGGACUCGUUAGGAACAUUUUAAAAUGCCCAGAGCGUUUCUACUAUUGGAGAAACUUGUGAUAAUGUAUUAUAUAUGUUAAGAAAACAAAAGUUUUAAAUAUUUCGUUCAGUAUUGCUCUCUGGCAACCAUAAUAAUAUGUAGAUAAUAUAUAUAUUAAAGUCUGUCGGUUUUCCUGGCUUUUUUGCAUAAGUUACAGAGAUUUUUAAUUACAAAACUAAAAUGUUGCUUACAUAGUAUUAAGAUAAUCUCAUUCACAAGAUUUAUUGAUAUUUUCUAAUAUAAUAUUAGUGCACCUACCUAUGUGAACGCCUAAUUUCGAAAACAUAUUCGUCAUGAUGAACUGUUCGCCUCCUAAGCCCGCCUCAAGAGCGCCCUGAAGUGGAAAAUCACUGGAUAUGGGCAUUUUCUUAACAAGAUCUUUUGGAUCUAAAUUCGAGGGUAACAGUUCCACCAAGUCUGGUUUGUGUGUUGUAAGACAUUGCCAUAUUACAAAAUAAUUUUCGUAAUUUGAACGGAAAGCUUAAAAAAAAUAAUUAGGUAAACAGUUUUAACCAAAAAUGCAUUAAAUAUAUUAGUAUUUUAUAAUACAUGUAUAUUUCCUUUAUAGAUUUAGUGUUAAUUGUUGUUUAUAUUUUUUGCUUUUGUACAAAAGAAUGUGUAUAUUUUUUGGCUUUAACUUAAUAUAUUGUUUAUUUAUUUAAA